Closterium sp. Naga37s-1 is the source of this 6813-nucleotide messenger RNA. Lineage: Eukaryota; Viridiplantae; Streptophyta; Zygnematophyceae; Desmidiales; Closteriaceae. The record is from the annotation of a GenBank genome assembly.
AUGGAUAAGCACGAACUGCGUUGGGGUAGGGCGUAUAGCCGUCGGGAGGAAGAGCGAGAGCGUCGUGAACCGUCCCGAGAACGUGGGCGAUCCUGGGAGCGGUCGCCGCGCCGCCCCGCUUUCCGCGCGGAUCGGGUUCCGGCUGUGAGUGACGGUCGAGCGAUGGAUGCACGCGCGAGCGGCGGAGGCCGCGUCGAUCGGACAGAUCGAGAGGCGUGGCCGCGAGAGAAUGUACGCGGAACGGGCGCGGAGGGCGGGAGUCACCGCGGCACCGGGACGUUCCACUCGCCGGAAGAGCGCGGACGGCGCCGCGAUGAGCGAGGGCGGUGGCUGGGCUUUGCAGAACGAUCCCGCGGACGAGAGCGGGAUGGCGGGAUCGACGCGCACGGAAUGGACUCGGGGCGCAAUGUGCCACGGGAACGGACGCCGGAGCGAGACGCGGAGGACGCGGAGGACGCGGUAGACGCGGAGGACGCGGAGGACGCGGAGGAGGAACCAGAGGGGUCGCACGAGGAGGCGGAUGUGGAAGGGGCGGAUGUGGCGCAGCCAGGGGGAACCGGCGAAGCGGAAGCCACGCCGGCGGAGGGUCAAGCGGAGACGAGUGAGGCGGCAGCUGCAAGGUCGGAGGCCCUGCUGUCGGGAGCUCGCGAGCGAGAGGGUCCCCACGGGGGGGGCCGGCACGCGGCGGACUCCAGACUACGGAAGCGAGGGACACCGGGAAGAACCGAACGAGCGGGGCAGGCGCCGAGCCCGCGCCGCAAGGGGAAGGCGGAGAGGUCACGCUCGCCGGAGAGAGAGCGGCGCCGCGAGGAGUUGCGCGUGGGCGAGUUCCGCCCGCACGGCGAGCGCCAGGAACAAGGGGAGUGGAGCGGCGGCGCCGCGCAGUCGGCGGGACGAUGGCAGCCGCGGGGUGACAGGAGGCAGGCAGCGGAACCUGCGUUGCUGAAGCGGCACGGUCAGCAACAAGGGGGGCGCAGCAGCACCAGGCGCUCGCCAGGAGGGAUGGGGCAGAGGGGGCGGAGAGACAGUAGUUGGUCCCGCUCGCCUGCUGGACGUCACGCGCGGAGGGAGAAGCACGACGGGGAGCAGCGAUCACCGGAACGGCGCCAGCCGCGCACUUGGCAGGAACACCUGGACACGUGGUCCCCAUCAGCAGAGAGGCGGCCGCGGCACGAGGCGGGCAGGUGGGAGGAGCGGGAGGCGCGCAUGCCGCCGGCGCCGCAGUGGGGACGGACAGAAGGGCGGGGAGGAUCGUGGGAGAGGCGGAACGAGUCCGGAGGGAGCCGCCAAGAGGGCAGGACCGGGGGCGGAACCUUGGCGCAGGGAGCAGAGCGGGCACGUGAGGCCAGAGAGGGCAUGCAGAGGGCACGGGAGAGGGGACCAGAGGAGAGGCGGACAGAAGGGGCCAGGGAAUCAUGGGGAGAAGGGCGGGGGGGUGGCACCGGUACCCCGCGAGUGGAAGUGCCCGCCAGAUUCUCAGGCGACCAACGAGCAGGGCCGACCCUCAAGAACUACCUCAUGCAGGUGGGGAAUGUGCGGUACCGCUGCGACCGGCAUCUUAUGGACCCAGUGGACUUCUUCUUGAGCCUGCCGAACACCUUGGAGGGAGAGGCCGAGACGCUCUACCGCAUGAGGAUGGAGGAGCUGCUGUGGAGGGCGGGGAGGUACGGCGAGGAUCCCACCGAGGCCUUUUUGGAGCGGUUGCAGCGGCAAUUCCCAGGGCACACGGCAGAGCGCAUACGGGAGUUCCAGGAAUUCAGCAGGGGUAGGACUGAGUCACUGCUGACCUACUACAACAGGCUGCUCAAUGUGGCGGAGGACGUGAGGUGCACGGACGGCAGUCUUCUCAUCAGCAAGUUCCUAGGGGGCCUGGACGAGGCCCUGGGAGGGGGGCUGAGGAUGAGAGUGUACGAGCUGGGAGCAGACGCAAGCCUAGAGGAGGUGUUCGCUCUGGCAGAGAGAGUGGAGCUGGCACAGCGGAAGUUUGAGGCGUAUCUCCCCAGGCCAGCGGAGAGGAGCAGGCGGCCCACAUGGGCGGCGGCAAUGAUACCCGGAGGGGGAGGGAGGACAGAGGGACGGGGGGAGACAGGGACAGACACCAGGACAUGCCACAGGUUGCAGGCACAGCUAAGGGCGACCGGGCUGAAGGGGGAGGCGGAGGCAGGGAUGUACGCAGGGGACUGGGGAGGAGAGGAGGUGGAGCAGGAUGUGCAGUGCGCUCUCAUGGCGUGGAGGGGGAGGGAAGAGAUGGGGUUGAGAAGCGGAGGCAGAGAUGGCAGGCGGGAGCAGGGGAGGAAGGAACAGGUGAAGGGAGGGAAGCCAGCCGAACCAGCCCUAGAGCCGGCCCCCGCGCGCCAUCCUCAAGAGAGGCUGGCGUGCCAGACCUCGGUGCUGCUGGUAGAGAAGGGAGCCAUGGAGGUGGAGGGAGAGAAGGUGAGGACAGCCAUCAUAGACACGGGGGCACAGAGCGUGAUGCUAGGCAAGGGGAUGGCUGAGAGGCUGGGAUUGCUGGCGCCAGAGAGGCAAGUGGCGAAGGGGAUGCUAGUGAUGACAGCGGAGGGAGGGGAGCCGAAGUGGAUGCCGUGUACGCGGACGCCCAUAGAAGUGACGCUGAUGCCGGGGGGGGAACACGAGACUAAGAUCCGCAUGAAGUGUGGGAUUUCCGAGUCGGAGGACUUUGACGUGUUAGUGGGCACCGAGCUGGUGUAUGCGGUGGGGAUGACCAUAUGCACGUGGACGGAGAAGGUCGAGUUCAGGACCAGGUACUGGAAAAGGGAAGGGCCGCUUGGAGAGCUGCCAGUGCGAUUUGUGAAGGUGGAGCCGAAGAGAGCUUAUCAGGCCGUGGGGGAACGGCUGCAGGGGGAGCAGGGGGGGCUGUCAGGGAUGGGAAGGGCGCCCAAGAUGAGGGGGAUGGACAAGCCACGGGAGCAGAGUGACUGGCAGCAGCCCAUCCACCUGGUGGAGCUGUUUGGGGGGAUAGGGGCAGGGCUGUCCGCAGUGGUGAGGAAUGGGAUAGCAGUGAAGAGGUGGACAUAUGUGGAGAAGGACCCCGGGGUGAGGAGGAUGGCGGAGCACCAUGCCAGGAAGUUGCAAGAGGAGUUUCCGGAGCUGCUGGGUGAGGAAGUGAUCAGCAGGGCGAUGGGGGGGAUGGUCCAUGACGUGACGGAGAUAGGUGAGGCAGAGGUGGCGAGCUGGGGGCAGGUGGAUCUGCUGGUGGCAGGGUGGGAAUGCCAAGGGGUGUCUUGGGCAGGCAAGGGCAGGGGAGGAGAUGAUGACAGGACAGGGUUGCUGGAGGACCUGUUCCGAAUUAUGGGGUGGCUGCAGGAGAGGCAGGGCAGGGUGGCGUACUUGCUGGAAAACCUAGACCUGGAGGGAGAUAGCAGGGAGCCAAUCCGGUUGGUGAGGGACAGAAUCCGGGGGCAGCUGGGGGAAGUGGUGAGCUGUGAUGCGGCCAAGAUGGGAUCCUAUGCGCAUAGGCUCAGGAUGUACUGGCAGAAUGUGGUACCUGCCGCGCAGCUGCAAGCAGAGAUAAAGGGGGUGAGGCGAGCGGCAGAAAGGAGGGUGCAAGAUAUACUAGCACCAGGGCGGACACCAGCACCGGUGUGUCGCAAGAGCUACAGCAGGCACGAGCAGUGCAACCAGGUGGGGCAGGAGAGGCGGGCUCUGCCCACGCUGGUGGCAUAUGUGGGGGCAGCAGGGUACAAGUGGGAGGCGGGGAAGCCUGGGCCAGGGAUGGUAUAUGACCACAAGAGGGGAAGAUGGGAGGAGCCCACGGCACUGGAGCGGGAGCUAGCUAUGGGGUACGGGGAAGACGCAACAGCAGCGCCUGGGGCAAGUGAAGCAGACAGGAGGAGGGCCCUGGGGAAUGCCAUGGAUGGCCACGUGAUGAGGUGGCUGAUCCAGCGAAUGUGGCGGGAGACGGUUGUGAGCUGGGGGCAGGCGGAAGAAAGGGGAGGGGUUGAGGCGGAGCCACAGGGUGCAUGGAGCUGCAAGGAAAAGGAGGAGGAGAGCUGGGUGGUGGGAGAAGCAAUGAGCAAAGAGGGGAGGGAGGGGAUGCAGGAGCUGCUCGCCAGGAACAGGAAGUGUUUUGCUUUCACCAUGCAGGAACUGGGGAGGUGCAAGGUGAAGGAGAUGGAGCUGAAGCUGAGCAGCACUGAGCCAGUAUUCCAGCGCAGGAGGAAGAUGCCGCCGGGAGAUGAGGAGAUCUGCAAGGAAAAGAUCAAGGAGCUGCUGGAAGCGGGGCUGAUCAGGAGAUCGGAGUCCGAAUAUGCUACGCCGACAGUGGUGGCAGCCAGGAGGGAUCUGACAGGGGAGGUGCUGAGCAGGAGGAUGUGUGGAGACUACAGGGCACUCAACAAAAUCACCGUAGCAGACAGGUACCCGAUGCCGAUGGCGGAGGAGAUCUUUGACAAAUUGGCAGAGGGGGUGCUCUUCACGACGCUGGACCUGCGGCAGGGGUUCAACCAGAUCAAGAUCCGGGAGGAGGACGUCAGGAAGACAGCCUUUCAUGGGCCAGACGGGCUGUACGAGUGGUUGUACAUGCCGUUUGGACUUCGGAACGCAUCAGCAGUGUUCCAGAGGGUCAUGGACAGUGUGCUGAGGGGAGUGGAGUGCGCGGCCUGCUACAUUGAUGAUGUGGUGAUUUUCAGCACCACAGAGCAGCAGCACCUAGAGGAUGUGGAGCGGACCCUGGCGGCGAUUGAAGCGGCGGGACUCACUUGCCACCCGAAGAAGUGCAAGUGGGGGGAACAGACAGUGCAGUAUCUGGGGUACGAGGUGAAAGGGGGACAGAUAGGGAUCCAACAGGCCAAGGUGGAAGUCCUAGACAGGCUGCGGGAGCCAAGGGACAAGUCAAGGCUGAGAGCGGUGCUGGGCUUCUUGAGCUACUACAGGCGCUUUGUGCCCAACUUCAGCAAGAGAGCAGCGGUGUUGAAUGGGCUGCUGCGAGAGGACAAGGCGUGGGAGUGGGGAGAGGCGCAGAAAGGGGCACUGCAGGACCUGAUGGCAGCAGUGAAGACCGCCACAGUACUCAAGCUGACCGCCGCUGACCAGCCGUUCACACUCUACACCGACUGGAGCAGCCAAGGAAUGGGGGGGAUCCUCUGCCAGGAGGUGGAAGGAGAGGAGAAGGUAGUGGCAUACGCGAGCAGAAGCUGCAACUCGGCCGAGGCACAGUACAGCUCCUACAUAGGAGAAGGGUUGGCAGCCGUAUGGGCAGUGGGACAUUUCAGGGUGUACCUGCAGGGGAGGGAGUUCACCUUAGUGACAGACCACCAGCCCCUGACAUGGCUGAUGUCAACCCCGGGGCUAACGGGCAGGAAUGCAAGAUGGGCGAUGAAACUGCAGGAGUAUGACUUCAAGAUCAGGCACAGGCCAGGAAAGACCCUGCAGCACGUUGAUGGCCUCUCUCGGAACCCCCCACCGCUCGAGCCCACUGUGACCUUGACGAUGCUGGCCAGGUUGGUGGAGCAGAACGGGGCCAAGGAGGGGAAGGGGCCAGCAGAUAUCUGGGAGGACGGACCGGCCAUGCGGUGGGUGAAGGGAGAGACGGGAGAGGACGAAGCACUGCCCGCACGAGUGAGGGCAAGGGGCCAGCACUACAGGUGGUACCAGCAGCAGCUGCAGGUGCAGACAGAGGACGGAUGGAAGCUGGUGCCGGCCCUGAGCGAGAGAGAAGCGGUGAUUAAGGAGGUCCACAACAAGCUGGGGCACUUUGGGCACGAGAGGACGGUGCAGCUGUUGAAGACCGGCUGGUGGUGGGAGGGGAUGCGGAGGCAAGUGAAGGAGUGGGUGGAGGGCUGUGAGGCAUGCCAGAGGAGCCGAGCCAACCUCUCCCAAGCCAAGGCGGAGCUGCAGUCGCUGCCCAUCAGAGGACUAGGCUUCCGAUGGUCCUUAGAUCUCGCGGGGGAGCUGCCACUGAGCCGGGGAGGGAAGCAGUACAUAGUGCUCAUGGUUGAGCAUGUGAGCAAGUGGCUAGAGGUGAGAGCGAUCCCGAGUAAAAGCUCAAGACAUGUGGCAGCAGCGUUCAAAGAACAGGUGGUGUGCAGGUUUGGGGCAUGUGCGGAGGUCCUCAUAGACCAAGGGACAGAGUUCCAGGGGGAGUUUAAGAAACUGCUGGAGGAGACAGGGAUCACGCACAGGCGCACAUCGCGGUACCACCCACAGAGCGACGGGCUGACUGAGCGACUGGUGCAGACACUGAAGCGGGGGCUGCGGGCGUACGGGGAGAAGAGGAAGCGGGACUGGGACGAGGAGCUACAUUGGAUAGCGGCGGGGUAUCGGUUCGGGAAGCAAGCGGCGCUGAGAGAUCACUCCCCUUAUAGUCUCCUAUACGGGUGUGAGCCGCUGCUGCCAGUGGGAGCAGCACGUGUCCUCACAGAUACGGUGACUGCAGGGACGAUAGGGAACUGGGUGGCGCUGUCCGAGGCCAGGGCGAGAUACCUCCGAGUGAUGAUGCCAGCGGCCUUAGAGAAUCUUCACACCGCUCAGCUGCGGGAUGCUCGGAGAUAUGAACAGAGGCAGCAGCAAGGGGCGGGGGGCAGACCCAGGAAGGGGGUGAGCACGGGACAGGAAGUGUACCUGAAGCGGGCAAAGCAAGACACGCUGGAUGUUGGAGUGGGCGCGGAGAGGUGGAGGGUGAAGGAGGUCCGUCCCUCGGGGGUGUUGGUUCUGGAAAACGAUACAGGGACACUCCUGAAGGAGCACCAGAGCAACACGGCCGUGGUAAGGGGGAGCAAGCCUCACACAGGGGGUCCUGUGACUCGGGCCCAGGCAGCUAGAGCACGAGCACAGGAGAGGGCAGUGGGUGAGUGA